GCGGGGCGGACGCUCGCGCCCCUCCUUCUCUCCCCGCCUCCGCAUCGCGGCGCGCUCGGGCUCCGGAGCCGUCAUGGGCGCCGCCGCGUGGGCAUCGUCGCCCCUGCUGGUGCGCGUGUCUCUCCUGCUGCUGAUUCUGCCGCUCCCUGGGCUGCCUGCAGGCUCCUGGGACCCGGCCGGUUACCUGCUCUACUGCCCAUGCAUGGGGCGCUUCGGGAACCAGGCUGAUCACUUCUUGGGCUCCCUGGCUUUUGCAAAGCUGUUGAACCGCACCUUGGCUGUACCCCCUUGGAUUGAGUACCAGCAUCACAGGCCUCCCUUCACCAAUCUCCAUGUGUCCUACCAGAAGUACUUCAAGCUGGAGCCCCUCCAGGCUUAUCAUCGCAUUAUCAGCCUGGAGGACUUCAUGGAGAAGCUGGCACCCACUCACUGGCCCCCUGAGAGGCGGGUGGCAUACUGCUUUGAGGUGGCAGCCCAGCGAAGCCCCGAUAAGAAGACAUGCCCCAUGAAGGAAGGAAAUCCCUUUGGCCCAUUUUGGGAUCAGUUUCAUGUGAGUUUCAACAAGUCUGAGCUUUUUUCUGGCAUUUCCUUCAGUGCCUCCUACAAAGACCAGUGGAUCCAGAGAUUUUCUGCAAAGGAACAUCCAGUGCUCGCCCUGCCAGGGGCCCCGGCCCAGUUUCCUGUCCUGGAGGAGCACAGGCCACUCCAGAAGUACAUGGUGUGGUCAGACGAGAUGGUGAGGACGGGAGAGGCCCACAUCCGCACCCACCUCGUCCGACCCUACGUGGGCAUUCAUCUGCGCAUUGGCUCUGACUGGAAGAAUGCCUGCGCCAUGCUGAAGGAUGGGACUGCGGGCUCGCAUUUCAUGGCCUCCCCACAGUGUGUGGGCUACAGCCGCAGCACGGCUGCCCCUCUCACCGUGACCAUGUGCCUCCCUGACCUGAAGGAAAUCAGACGGGCUGUGAAGCUCUGGGUGGACACGCUGAACGCCCAGUCAGUCUACAUCGCCACGGAUUCCGAGAGUUACGUGCCCGAGAUCCAAGAGCUCUUUAAAGAGAAGGUAAAAGUGGUGAGCCUGAAGCCUGAAGUGGCCCAGAUCGACCUGUACAUCCUUGGCCAGGCUGACCACUUUAUUGGCAACUGUGUCUCCUCCUUCACUGCCUUUGUGAAGCGGGAACGGGACCUCCAGGGGAAGCCGUCUUCUUUCUUCGGCAUGGACAAGCCCCCUCAGCUGCGGGAUGAGUUCUGAUCCUGGCUGGCGCACAUAACCGGUCUGAGCUGGUCCCACUUGCCAGGCCUCACAGCCAGCAGUGCUCCCAGCUCUAAUUCCCAAGAGUACAAGCUCUUCUCUCCUGCCAGAGACAGAAAAGCACUGGGGGCUUCUGGAGGAGGACUCCAUCUCCCAGGGUACAGGGCUUUGAGACGUCUAGAGCCGGAGCCUCUCUACUCCCCGUGUGCCUCCUGCUGUUUCUCCUGGGAAUUUCGCACACUGGCAAAGCAGUCCAACCUCUGUCUUUUGGUCUGCCCUGCUCUGAGCACCCUGGGGGGCUAAUCUCUUCAGUGAUUAUUUUUAUAGAGAGAGCAACAGAGAUUCUUAUAGUUUUAA
Neogale vison (American mink) is the source of this 1606-nucleotide messenger RNA. RefSeq names its product protein O-fucosyltransferase 1 (gene POFUT1). Lineage: Eukaryota; Metazoa; Chordata; Mammalia; Carnivora; Mustelidae. The record is from RefSeq and is a predicted model, not a curated record. Gene Ontology annotation, biological process: regulation of Notch signaling pathway; Notch signaling pathway; protein O-linked glycosylation via fucose. The transcript has 7 exons. Gene Ontology annotation, molecular function: peptide-O-fucosyltransferase activity. Gene Ontology annotation, cellular component: endoplasmic reticulum. The coding region runs from base 74 to 1249 and encodes 391 amino acids.